Messenger RNA from Pelobates cultripes (western spadefoot toad), 1325 nucleotides. The record is from the annotation of a GenBank genome assembly. Lineage: Eukaryota; Metazoa; Chordata; Amphibia; Anura; Pelobatidae.
AUGGGCGUGAAGGUGUUGCAGUGUUUUCCUUGGUCCUGGAGAAAAAAGGAGCGAAAAACUAAACGGAGUGAAGAAAGUAAGUAGGGAGGUGGUUAUAAUGAAAUACUCUGCUCUGUCAGGGGAACAAUGUACUGUCUGUCAGGGGGACAAUAUGCUGUCUGUCAGGGGGACAAUGUACUGUCCGAGGAACAAUGCACAGUCAGGGGAACAAUGUGCUGUCUGUCUUAGGAACAAUGUGCUGUCUGUCUUAGGAACAAUGUACUGUCUGUCUUAGGAACAAUGCACUGUCAGGGGAACAAUGUGCUGUCAGGGGGACAAUGUACUCAAUGUACUGUCAGGGGGACAAUGUACUCAAUGUACUGUCAGGGGGACAAUGUACUCAAUGUACUGUCAGGGGGACAAUGUACUGUCAGGGGGACAAUGUACUCAAUGUACUGUCUGUCUGAGGAACAAUGCACUGUCUGAGGAACAAUGUGCUGUCAGGGGGACAAUGUACUGUCUGUCUGAGGAACAAUGCACUGUCAGAGGAACAAUGUGCUGUCAGGGGGACAAUGUACUGACUGUCAGGGAGACAAUGUACUCAAUGUAUUGUCAGGGGGACAAUGUACUGUCAGAGUAAAGAAACUGUCUGCUCAAAUAAUGGGAAUUGUAUGAAGCAAAUCGGGAAAGAGUAGAACAAAGAGAGACACUGACCAGAGGACAGAGAGUGUAUGGAGCAAAGAGGGACACUGACCAGAGGACAGAGAGUGUAUGGAGCAAAGAGGGACACUGACCAGAGGACAGAGAGUGUAUGGAGCAAAGAGGGACACUGACCAGAGGACAGAGAGUGUAUGGAGCAAAGAGGGACACUGACCAGAGGACAGAGAGUGUAUGGAUCUAAGAGAGACACUGACCAGAGGAGGGAGUGUAUGAUGGGAGAUAAUCAGUGCUUAGAGGGAGUAUGGAGCAAUAGGGCAGACUAAUUGUAGAAAAUGGAGUGUAUGGAGCAAGAGCAGGGUAUGUAGGAAGAUGUAUAUGGAGCAGAGUCAAUAAAUGUGAGUGGGCUUUAGGGAGAGUAAAUGUAUAGAACUGAAAACAAAGCUGUUUUCAGUGUGUAGGGUGAAUAUUGUUGUCCUCACACCUGUCUGACCUCUUCAUCUUCCUUGUCCAUUAUAUCAGCUGCUCCUCAAGCUCCCCCUCCAGAGAAGCCAAAACUCCAGUCCACCUCAUCAGUGACCAGUGAUACGGACUCACAUCAGAAAAGUGCUUACUUCAGCGGAAAAGCCAGAGUGUCCUUUCGUCACCAGAUGGAUUCAGCCAUGUUUGCCAAUGACUCUACCUUCUGA